AUGGCCUCGCUCGAGCGCGUCGUCCUGACGUCCGAGAGCGUCUUCGCGACCGUCGCGCACGCGCUGUCGACGGAGCGGCAGGAGGUCAUGGGCCUGCUCUUCGGCCGGUGGGACGGCGCGGCCGUGGAGGUCGAGUCCGUCAUGCCCCUGCCGCGCCUCGACAAGCGCAGCGACCGCGUCGAGGUCACGGGCCCGCAGCUCGCCGAGGCCGCGCAGGUCGCCGAGUCGCUGGGGCUUCGCGUCGUCGGCUGGUACCACAGCCACCCGCACAUCACCGUGCAGGCGUCGCACGUCGACGUGCGGACGCAGGCGCAGUACCAGGCGCUCGACGGCCGCUUCUUCGGCCUGAUCUGCGCCUGCUUC
Aureococcus anophagefferens is the source of this 363-nucleotide messenger RNA. RefSeq lists its product as hypothetical. The transcript has a single exon. Gene Ontology annotation, molecular function: polyubiquitin modification-dependent protein binding; metallopeptidase activity. NCBI's taxonomy places the organism in Eukaryota, Pelagophyceae, Pelagomonadales, Pelagomonadaceae. Gene Ontology annotation, cellular component: BRCA1-A complex; BRISC complex. The record is from RefSeq and is a predicted model, not a curated record. Gene Ontology annotation, biological process: double-strand break repair. The annotation marks the transcript as partial.